CCAGCCGGCAGGGGGCGCUGCGGCGGCGGGCGCGGCCCCGGCUGAGGGCGGGCGGCCCAAGAUGGCGCAGGCCGUGAGCGUGGGGGAGCUGGGGCUGCCGCAGCUGGAGCUGCUCAAGGGGCAGCUGGAGCAGGAGGUGGAGUUCCUGUCCUCGUCCCUGGCGCAGCUCAAGGUGGUGCAGACCAAGUUCGUGGAGGCCAAGGAGUGCCUGAACGUGCUGCACAAGGGCAACGAGGGGAAGGAUCUCCUGGUGCCUCUCACCAGCUCCAUGUACGUGCCAGGCAAGCUGCAGGACGUCAGCACGGUGCUGGUGGACGUGGGCACGGGCUACUACGUGGAGAAGUCAGCCGAGGACGCCCGCGCGUUCUUCCGCCGCAAGGUCGAGUUCCUGACGCGGCAGAUGGAGAAAAUCCAACCAGCCCUGCAGGAGAAGCACGCCAUGAAACAGGCCGUGCUGGAGAUGAUGACGCAGAAGCUGCAGCAGCUGACGGCGGCCCAGGGGGGUCCCGGGGGGGGCCAAGGCGUAGCCCCCUCCCCAAAAUCCCACACUGGGGGUUUGGGGGUGCAGCCCCCUCCCCAAAAUCCCCGCGGUGGGGGUUUGGGGGUGCAGCCCCCUCCCCAAAAUCCCGCGCUGGGGGUUUGGGGGUGCAGCCCCCUCCCCAAAAUCCCACACUGGGGGUUUGGGGGUGCAGCCCCCUCCCCAAAAUCCCCGCGGUGGGGGUUUGGGGGUGCAGCCCCCUCCCCAAAAUCCCGCGCUGGGGGUUUGGGGGUGCAGCCCCCCUCCCCAAAUACCCGCGCUGGGGGUUUGGGGGUGCAGCCCCCUCCCCAAAAUCCCGACCCCCCCCCCAUUUUGUACCAGUCCCUGGAAUAAAGCAGAGACGG
This is a messenger RNA of Passer domesticus (house sparrow), 882 nucleotides long. It is a transcript of the gene PFDN5, whose product is annotated as prefoldin subunit 5. The record is from RefSeq and is a predicted model, not a curated record. Gene Ontology annotation, cellular component: cytoplasm; prefoldin complex. The transcript is spliced from 6 exons. Bases 62 to 871 code for a protein of 269 amino acids. Gene Ontology annotation, biological process: protein folding; RNA polymerase II core complex assembly; RNA polymerase I assembly. Lineage: Eukaryota; Metazoa; Chordata; Aves; Passeriformes; Passeridae.